GCGGUAGAUGCCAUAAAUGUUAAAAAAUUCACACAUUAAUAAUAGAAAAAUAUUUCCAAAUGGACUUAAUUCAUUUCACUUUGAAACAAUCCCACCUGCCUUGUAACUUGUUCAAUUUCUCUUCGUAUUGUUUUGGUUUUGCUCUCCGUUCGACGUACUAUGUUUGUUUCAAUUAGCAAAAACUUUUCACAGUUUCUCAGUUAAUUUCAAUAUUUAAUGCUCAAUGUACGCGAUAAGUGACUCAAAAUGUUGUGCAAAAUGAAAUUCUUGUUAAAAAUUGUGUAAAAAAAUUAAAAAAAAAGUUUUUUCGGAAAAGCAAAAAAAUUAGAAAAAAUUUUCCCCGUGCAGCAUAAAAAAAAUAUAUUUUUUGACUAUGGUCGAUAAAAGUGUUAAUAAUUUUACUAACGAAGUGGACGAUGAUACAAUGUCGAGUGUCUAUAAUGCAUGGCACGAAAUGUUGGAAUCAGAAAGUUCUAGUAUGGCUGAGAGACUAUAUGACCUUGAGCGACAAGUAUUGGAGCAGCAAGAGGAAAUUUUGUCACUAAAAUCAACACUUGCGGAAGUUUUACGGCGCCUCAAUAUUCUCGAUUGCAAUUCAUCACGUGUAUCAUCAUCAACGUCCUCCUCCAGCUCGUAUGAAACAACAAUUAAGAAUAACAGAAUACGUUCAUCACAAAUAACAACAACAGCGCCAGCAACAACGCUUGAUGACUGGCGAUUGAGGAGAAGCGGCAGCAAUACAAAUAGUACAACAAAUUCGCCUUCUAGAUUUCAAGCUAAUACAAAAGUAACAAAUUUAAAUCGACGAUCAUUGCAUCAUCAGUCUAAUGGAUCGCUACAUUCAGCUGAUUCACAAAGCAGCACAUCCCCUGCAGCGUCACCACUUCCUCGACCUGCAACUGUACAUUCCACGGCUGCACCAUUGCAGCUUAGUAAUAAUAAUAUAAAUAAUAUGAAUAAUAUUAAUAACAAUAAUAAUCAUCAAUCGUCGACGACAAACUUAAUGUCGCAAAGUGGCAGCAGUAUGGGCAGUCCAACAGGUCUUGCGAAGCGAUGGAAUAGUACCGGUGAUUUUGUUGUGACGUCACCAACCAAUAGCUCGUCUUCCGCAUUGUUGCAAAAUAGUCGAUACACAACAAAGUCACUGCUCAAUUUACAAACGAAAAAUAGUCCGAAUAGUCUGCUUAAGCAUGGUUCCAGUACAGCACAAUAUGAGGAGGAUAAUCAAAGUGUACGUAUGUACUUGCGAGGACGUCCUGUAGUACUCUAUGUUCCUGAAAAGCGAGCCGAUUCAGUGAAUUAUGAUAUCACGAAAGUACAACCGGCGCCAUCCAAAAAACUCAAGUUGGAUUGGGUCUAUGGCUAUCGUGGCAAAGAUUGUCGCAGUAAUCUCUACCAACUGCCAACAGGAGAAAUUGUCUACUUUGUAGCAGCAACAGUCGUUCUAUGCAACAUCGAUGAGCAAUCGCAACGUCAUUAUCUUGGCCAUACAGACGACAUCAAGAGCCUUGCAAUUCAUCCCAAUAAGCUACUUAUCGCAACGGGACAAUGUGCUGGGCAAGAUCGCAGAACAGCAUCGCCUCAUAUCCGUAUAUGGAAUUCAGUGUCAUUAGCAACAAUGGCCAUUAUUGGUGUCGGUGAUUUUCAAUCGUCAGUAACAUGCGUGAGUUUUAGUCAAGCUGAUAAUGGUACGCUGUUGGUAGCAAUUGAUGAUUCAUCCGAGAAGACAAUUAGUGUAUGGGAAUGGCAAAAAGGUGAAACUGGCAAGAAAAUUACAGAAACAAAAUGUUCAGUCGACACAGUUGUCGGUGCUGAGUUUCAUCCGCUUGAUCGUAAUCAAAUUAUUACAAUUGGAAAGAAUCAUAUUGCAUUCUGGACAUUGGAUCAAAAUGGUGCACUUUAUAAGAAAAUGGGAAUUUUUGAUAGUCGUGAGAAGCCAAAGUAUGUGACAUGUUUGACAUUCACAGCAUUUGGUGAUGUCGUUACCGGCGAUUCUAAUGGAAAUAUUAUUCUUUGGGGUCGUGGAACAAAUGCCAUUGGUAAAUUUGUUAAGAAAGUCCAUGAGGGCUCUGUAUUUUCACUAUGUGCUUUGAGAAAUGGAAAAUUAAUUUCCGGUGGUGGUAAAGAUGGUCGAUUAGUGCUUUUAGGAGAAGACUUGACUCCAGCUGGCGUUGAAAAUUAUGUUGAACCACAUUUCGGUGCUGUGCGUGUUGUAACGCAAGGCAAGGGCAUGCAAUUGCUUGUUGGAACGACUAAAAAUUGCAUAUUGGCUGGUGAUCUUGAUAUGGGAUUUACACCCGUUGUUAUGGGACACACUGACGAGCUAUGGGGCUUAGCUAUUCAUCCAAAUAUGCCACAAUUUAUAACAGGUGGUCGUGAUCGAUUGCUGCAAAUGUGGGACACGCUAUCGCAUUCUGUUGUUUGGAGUAAGGACAUUGGCGAGCAAAUUCAAUGUGUUGAAUUCCUUCCAGAUGGUGAAUUAGUCCUUGUCGGGACAUUAACUGGCAAGUGGUUGGUCUUUGAUCCAAUGUCAAGGGAACUUUUGUCACAAUAUACAGACGGACAAGAACCAAUUCAAAUAAUUAAAGCAUCACCGAAUGGAACACUCGUUGCUGUUGGCUCACGUGACAACACAAUUUACAUCUAUCAACGAACUGGAGUUCCUCAUAAAUUCAAUCGCAUUGGCAAAUGUAAUGGACAUUCAAGCUUUAUUCUGUUCUUGGAUUGGUCACUCGAUGGAGAAGUUUUAAGAUCAAAUUCUGGUGACUACGAGAUAUUGUUCUGGAAUCCAAAUUUAUGUCGACAAAUAACAAACAGCUCAUCCUUACGUGACACUGAAUGGGCAUCAAACUCAUGUGCUAUAUCAUUUGAAACGAUUGGAAUUUGGCCAGAGGGAGCUGAUGGAACGGAUAUUAAUGUUGUUAACCGUAACUUUGACAAAAGUCUUAUGGCCACGGGCGAUGAUUUUGGAAAGGUCAAAUUGUUUACAUAUCCAGCAUCGAAACCAAAGUCACUUUCAUACACCUAUGGAGGGCACAGCAGUCAUGUCACAAACCUAUCAUUCCUCCAUGACGAUACACGCUUGAUAUCAACCGGUGGCGCUGACACAGCUGUCUUACAAUGGGCAAUUAUCUAAUCAACUCAUCGUUCAUUGUAUUCAAAUUGAUUAAUUCUAUACGACACAAAACUGCACUUGUUAUGAAACUUUUUGGAAACUUUCGGAUAUACAAAAAUUAAAUAAAUAUUUUUCUCUACUCUUCUUUCCAGUUUGAAAAAAAGUAAUAAAAAUUAUCAACCAAAACUGACAAAUUUCUUCUCCUGUUGAAGCUUCACAUUAAGCUUUUAUUAAAGAAUAAAAUAAUGAUUAGCGCACCAAGAAUUAAUCCUGCCACAUAAAUACGAAUUGUACACACCAACAUACACCAUAUGAAACUAUCAAUAAUGAGCAUAGAAAAUAUAUUUUAAAUAAAACUUUAAAAAUAUCAGCAAAAUAAUAUCUUUGGGGUUGGUUGAUGGAUGGUGUGGCUGUCAUUUGUUAAAAUUUUGGAAGAUUUUAAGUUAUAAUUGACGGAAAGAGGCUCCAGUUGCACAAUAUGAUCGACAUGGACUAGUUGCUUGGGGAAAGCUAAAGCAUACCUUAUCAGGUAAACCCAAGAGGGUACAUACAAAUUGAAUUAGAUUCAUUUACACAUUUGUUGUCCUGUAUCAAGCAACUUUGACAAAUUUGUGUCCAUUUUACAUUCCAAAACUUGAUUUCAGUGCUCAAAGUCGAUGAAAUUUUAUAUGGAGUCAAGUCUACUAGGAGUCGACUCCGCCAUACAAAAUUGAUGAGAUCUUGAGCUCUGCUAGAUUUUAAUGCAGCAAUGAACAUGACAACCAAACCAACCCCAAAUUGCUUCCUCAAAACAAUUUUUUUCUACCAUAAAUACACACCAGAACACAUAAUAUAAAAAUUAUGAUUAUCAAUCUGAACAUGCAGCAUGAAUUUGAAGGAAUUUUGACUAGAAUCGAAAAAAAAUGUAGACUAGACUUUAAAAAACAUCAAAAAUAUAUCAAGUAGAAGUGCUUUCUAAUCCUAUUAACUGAGCUUUUUUAUAUGAAAAACCUUUAAUCUCGAGAAAUUUCUAAAUUCAUGCUGCAUGCUCACCAAAAACAUGGCCUGGAAUUGAUACUUAAGGUUUUAGAGACAAAUAAUCUUGUAAUAUUCUAAAAUAAAUCUCUAAAAUUAAGUUGAAGUGUUGAUGCCAUGCCUAAAUACCCUCUAUCGUUAUAUAGAUUUAAUGACAAGUCUAAUUAAUAAUAAAAUUUAGAAGAAAAAUGAUAAAAAUCAAAUCAUUAGUGACUUUAUGCCCACAAAAAAUUAAAAAAAAUUUAACUGAGUUUUGAAAAAAGUCAGAAAUAUAUCGGAUUUAUCAAAAAGCAAUUGUAUUUAAUCAUUGAGUAAGGAAAAUUUUAUUCUUGAAGAAUUUUUAAAGUUUGUUGGGAUUGAGAAUUGGAUUUGACAUUUAAGAAGCCAAAACUAGCUCUUAACAAACUCAUUUUCGAAUAUUUAAGCAACCCUAGUCCAAACAUUGCAAUAAUCCAUGACACAUUUGAUUUAACCAGCUUUAAUAGCCUCAAUAAUCAAGAAUACUUAAUAACCUCUCCAUUGAAUACAAUAAUCUCAGCUCAAAAUUCAUAACCACACAAGGACCACUUAGAAUACACGAAUGCCUGCUUUAUAUAAACAUGAUCCUAUAAGUAGACGCAUAUAAACGAGUUUUCGGUCAAACACUUUCUGGUUAUGAGGCUAAUUGUUCAGAAAAUCAUUUUGAUAAAAGCAUAAUCCGCUAUAAGUAUCCUUAAAUCCUUUACAUGUUGUAUAUCCAAACAAAUUAGAGAAUCAUUGAGUAUAAAAAUGAAAAAGUUGCUUUAUCGACAAAUUGUCGGUACUGACAAUACAAUCUUCUUGCUCAACAUUGAUAAUGCAGACAAAUCCAAUACAAGUCUCAAUUCCAACAUACAAGUUCUUGUAUUUGACAAAGAAAUCAACCAAUUUUCAACUUGUAAGAGAAAAGACAUUCAUGAAUAUAUUUUAGGAUAUAUUUUAUGCAAGAAAAAAAGACAUAAAGGAAUUACCUCUCUCUUUCUCAGAUACUCAAAAUUAUUUGUCCAGUGCUUCAAAAAAUUGAUUUGAUUUACAAUAGUUUUGUGCAAAUUUGUAGAUUUAUAUCAUGAUAUAUGAUUAAUAUGUAGCGCUAAUGAGUGAAUAACAAGAAAUAAUGUUAAUAUAAAGAGUUUGGAGUUGAAUGGCAGACACUGCUGUCUGUUGGUUUGAUAAACACAAUGCUUAUUUAUUAAUAAGUUUAAUUAAAGAUUUCUCUAUAGAGGGGCAAACAACUUUACAAAGAGAAAUUAACUAAUUGGAGCUGUACAAAUAAUUUGAAUUUAAAGUAGCCGUUAAAUUAUUCUCAACAAAUUCUAAAAUUAUCAAACCUAGUUCAAUUAUUCGUAUACGAUUUAAACAAAAAUUUACAUUAUUAAAACUUUAAAUUUUUUGAUCAAACCUUUAAACGAUUGCUUGAAUAAGUUCAAAACUGACUAUAUCGCUAAGACACAAGAUGAAAACGCGAAAUAGAUUCUUUAUUUAAUUCUCAAGCUCCUGACGAUUACUUGUAUGGUUAUAGGGAUGUGAUUAUUCAUCCAUAUUCAGUCAUCAAGUUGUUUAAACAAGAUUCAAUCUUAAUAUUUGCUGCCAUUCAACUUCAAAACUCUCAAAUUAAUAACCUUAACAGAGUGACAAACACAAUUAAACUGUAAAAUUAAAGUCAGUAAAAAAUCUUCUUUCUAAUUCAAUUAGGUAAUUAAGAAACUAAUUUACAGGAUAAACUUUUUAUUUUGAAUUUUCGUAAUAAUAUGAUUAAUUCCACAAAAUUUAUUACUCCCUAAAAUGAAGUGAAAAACAAUCUUUCACAAUAUGAUAAUUUUUAUAAUGCAGAAAUCCACUAAAAAAAUAUGAAAUUGAAUCCAACAUAGAUAAAACUUAUGUUAGAGAGAGACAAAAAUUAAUAAAAUGAAAAAAAUU
This is a messenger RNA of Chironomus riparius, 6064 nucleotides long. Lineage: Eukaryota; Metazoa; Arthropoda; Insecta; Diptera; Chironomidae. The record is from the annotation of a GenBank genome assembly.